Molecule: messenger RNA, 4240 nt
Organism: Cydia pomonella (codling moth)
Lineage: Eukaryota; Metazoa; Arthropoda; Insecta; Lepidoptera; Tortricidae
Gene: ab
Product: protein abrupt
Exons: 11
Coding region: 831-2066 (411 amino acids)
Biological process (GO): regulation of transcription by RNA polymerase II
Cellular component (GO): nucleus
Molecular function (GO): protein binding
Source: RefSeq, a predicted model, not a curated record
CUACAAAUCACUUCUGCAAAUCAGGUAAUGUAAGUACUUACUUCCGAAUAAUUUUACCACGUAUCUUAUUAUUAUAUUUUUAUUUCGGUGUAUUACGAGAUUGUUUAAUGCCGAUUGUCGACCCGCGUCUUUAUGGACACUCCAAUAUUGAAUCGACGAAAGCCGACAGAUAACUCGCGAAUAUUCAAGCUGACUCUGUUCGCGCUAAUAAUUCAAAUAGGGAAAGGAAAAAUAUCGCAUGUUAAUAUUUACUCAAUAGGAUCGAUAAAUUAAACAUGGAUGUAAUUUUAAAGUGUAAUGUUAUUCGCACAAGGAGUGCGUUGUCCUAGCGUGACCGUCCGGUCCGGCGGGUCCGGUGCCGGCGCCGGACGGCGCGGACUGUGGGCGGGCGGUGGGCGGUGCAGGCUGCACGCCCCGGCCCGGCCCCGCACCCCCGCGCGCCCCACGCUGUUUAUUCUCAGCCCGACUGGCGGGGCGACAGUCGCCCGUGGCCCGCCGACACCGCCGCACGCGCGCCCGCGACGCACGCUCCGACAGAGUGCAUUCGAUACCGGACAUUACAAAAAAAACCGUCAAACAAAACAAAACAGGAUCGCUAUUUAAGAAAACUGAAGCUUUAAAAUUAGAAUUUUGAAAUUGGAACGCGCACACGGAGCACGGAAGCGUAUUGAGAAGACUCAUAGAAAAGAAGUGGUCAGAUUUGUUUGGGGCCAGGGGGUAACGAAGGUGUGAAAGUGGCGGCGUUGUUGACGCGCGCGGAAUGCGCGGGAGUGGAGUUUAGCGCGCGAGCCCGCCCCGACUCCGCCGUGCCGCCCUCCGAACUGCCGGCCAUGGCGACCGAGACUGUGUUCUCACCAGGCGGCGCCGCGGCCGGCGCGGGCGCAGCAGGCGCGGGCGGCGAGCAGCAGUACUCGCUGCGCUGGAACGACUUCCACUCCGCCAUGGUGUCCUCCUUCCGCCGGCUCCGGGACGAAGAGGACUUCGUCGACGUCACGCUCGCCUGCGCCGGCGCCACCUUUACUGCCCAUAAGGUCGUGUUAUCAGCGUGCAGCCCAUACUUCAGGAAACUGUUGAAGGCGAAUCCCUGCCAGCAUCCCAUCGUCAUACUCAGGGAUGUCCACGACAAGGACAUGGAGAGCUUACUCAGGUUUAUGUACCAAGGUGAGGUCCACAUAGGGCAGGAGCAGCUGAAGGAGUUCCUGCGAGCGGCGCAGCUACUGCAGGUGCGGGGUCUAACCGACGUCCCACCGACCGCGCCAGUACCCACGCUCGACCAGAAGGCCUCACCACAAUCGGCGUCGUCAUGGACGGAGACGGGGUCGGGCGGGUCGCGGGAGGGCCGCGAGCGGGAGGCGCGCGAGGGCCGGCGCGCGCGCAGGCCCGAGGAAGGCGCGGCCGGCACGCCGCCGCCCAAGCGGGCGCGCUCCUCCGACCUCUACCAGGCGCAGAUGAAGACUAGAUGUAGGACGGAGCAGCUCCUAGCGCAGGGCAGCCCGGAGCGCAACGGGCACGAGCUGCUCUUCGGGCAAGGGCUGGAACAGAACGCGCACCUCUCGGCUAUGUCUAACAACUUGUCUGGCGACGGCGAGGAGUCAUCAUCAGACGCCGGAGCCAGCGACACGGAGGGCGAGCCCCGCGCCAAACAGGAGCCGUUGGACUACGACGACCCCGCACACGUGGCCAAUACCAAUGGAGCACUCCCCCACAGUUUUCCUGGACUGCUGAACCUGCAAGGAUUCCCUGGACUUCCUGGACCGUCAGGGAUACCAGAUAACUUCGGAGCGACCUGGCCGGGCGGCGGCGAGGCCAAGGAGCAGUUCCCGUACAACGGCACGGGGGCGGCCCUGGCGGGCGGGGCGCUGGGCUACCGGCCGCAGUGUCCGCUGUGCGGCCGCGUGUACUCCUCCACCUCCAAUCUGCGCCAGCAUAUGCUCAAUGUGCACUCGCAGACGGACCGCGACCAGUGGUUCCCGUGCCAGCACUGCGGCAAGAAGUGCAAAACGAAGCACUACCUCAUCAACCACCAGCUGCAAGCGCACGGGAUCCGCCAGCGACAAAACUCUUAGAGGCGGCGAGUCGGCGCGGAGCCCCCGCCCGCGCCGCCGGUGGCGCCGCCGGCUCCUGUCCCCGGGCCGGCGCUGCCGUACGCGCCGCGCCCGCCGCCCGCCUGGUGGUGACGGCCCGGCCGGCCGGGCUGGAGCGCGCUCGUCGCCGACGACUAGCCCGCGAUAGUUGUACCCGCCGGGUUGCCACGUCUGACUAACUGUUGGCAUUGCAGAUGCCGCGGCCGUGGCAAGCCCGGCGGAGGGGGGGUGCCCGCUGUGCGCGCACAGGCUGGGCUCGCCGGCGGCGGCGCGGGCGCACCUGGCGGCGCACUACCCGCGCGACUCGCCCUACUGCCCGGUGGCGAGCUGCGCGCGCCUGUUCGCGCACCCCAACAGCGUGCGCAACCACAUGCGGCUCAAGCACCGGCCACAGUGGGAGCGCAUGAAGACGCUGCGCUGGAGCUGCGGCUGGGCCUAGCGACGUACGGCUGUGAACGAACCAAGUGCGACUUAUUCCCCGGAUCGAUCUCGAAGCAUUUCUCUCCCCGCGCGGAGACUAGGAUAUAUCGACUGAAAAUUAUUUUUGUAGUAGAUUAGACUGAUAUUGUUUACGUAAGGUAUAUUAAGCGCGUAAAUAAGAAAUGUGAUGUUUGGUGCCAUUGAUAGAUAACCGAGUGCUAGGAGUGACGAUCGUUCCCUGGACUUCCUGACGCCUGUACUCUUCCAUUGUUGCUUCGACACUUCUCCUGCCGACGUUUCGUGUCCUCUACACAGUGAUCCUUUCGUUUCGGUGUCGUCAUAAAUUACCUACUGUAAAAAAGAGACAUGCUAAUAUUGUUCAACUUUCAAAAACACCGUUUGAUUUUAUUUCCAGAAAACGCUAAAUUCCAUGUUUAUCGAUAUUUUGUUUUAUUAUUUUUAAGGGAUAGCAAACAACUAGCUAUACAAAUACAUUUUAUAAAUGGUGUUACAUUAUAAGUAUUGUUUUUAUUAACGUGUAAAGUAAUCCAAUGGAAUUUUUGUUCAAGUUGAACAAUAUUUGCAUUUAUAUUUUCAUAGGAAGCAGUUUUAUAAGAAUGUGUUCAUCAUAAUAUACUAACUUAUUUUAACCGACGCAGUGGUUUUUCUAACAAAAGAUAUGAUAGGUACUCAAUAAUGCCAAUCUCUCAAUUAGUGAAGUUGUAUUGAGAAAUAAUCGCCUCUUAACUAAGAUGCUAAUUGGUGACCCAACAAAGCAUUAAUGGCCGAUGAGGUCACGCUUCUUAACUACUUACCUAUCUUAUACUCGUUGAAUCACAAGUUUUGGACGAACCAUCGCGUCGGUAACACGAUGAAAAAUUAAAACUUGUCUCGCGGAUUGCGUGCGUACUUAUGUAUAUUUUCGACCAUAGUUAAGACAAUACGAAAUAGAAUUAAUAAUCAAAUGCCUUUUAGCGCAAUAGGUACCUAAGAUACGUUCAACCAGCAUAGGGUUUAUUUUUAAACGUUGCAGUACGUGGCGAGCACAAUCAAAACAUAUCUAGUCAAUGUAGAACGUACGGAUGAUUUAUUUAAUAUAGGUAACCAUUUUCCAUUCGCAUAUAUUUUCGUAUUAAAGAAUGAGGAAGGUUACGCGUAAAUUUUAUAGAAUUUAUUCUUUUAAUAACGUUUUAGCAGAGAAAGUGUGCUUAGACUGGACAAGUACUCAUACGAUGGAUUUGUCAUUCCUUAUGUAGCUUCUAAUUCCGUAAAUACCAUAGCUAUAAGCCAGACGUUGAAAUAGUGUCGUAGUCUUCCAAAACAGUUUACUUUUGUAUUCGCAUUGUUUUCAUAUAGACGGCCUAGCAUAAAGUCCAGUCUGAAACUCAGUAUGUAAUGUAUAUAAAAAUAGUAAUACAAUAAUGGUUGCCUUCAAAAUAUAUGCGAUAGGAACCCUUGUCGGAUAGAUCUCGAAAAUGAAUAUUGGUAACUUAGCGUGUAGUUGAAAUUGUUCCUGACCGCCUGAGAGGCAACGUCUAUAUCUCUAUGAUUAUACAUAACUAUUUUUAAGCGUACAACAUUGUAAAUUAGUCAACCCAAUAACCAAAUGUUCAAUGUGAGUAAACGAUUCUAGUUGCGAUUGUAUUAGUGAUACGAUAUAUACGUAAUAAUUUAAUUUUUACCCGAAAAAAGUGUCUGCUUAUAUAAUUAUACAUACAAUAAAACUACAAAGUAGA